AUGCAUAAUUAACCUUUAGCAUGCAAGGUUACUUUAAAUGCAGUUAAAUCACAAUCACUUAGUGAUUUAAAUUUAUAAUAUCCAUCAUAAAAUGUUUCCAGUCAAGCAUCCAGAUUGGCAGUACUGAUUAAUCUUUAGACUUAGAGAGUAGUGGAACAAGGACAUAAACCAUGGAAUCAAAUAUCCAAAACUUCUACGAUGAAACUAACAUUUUUAUUACCGGAGCGACCGGUUUCGUUGGAAAAGCACUAAUAGAAAAACUGCUAAGAGACACAAAUGUGAAUAGGAUAUAUAUUUUAAUUAGGGAGAAACGGGGAAGGAGUAUCAAAGAAAGGCUGGAAAAAAUGUUUGAAAAUCCAAUUUUUAGUGUUAUAAGAAGCCAUAAUCCAAAAUUUGAAGAAAAAAUAGUACCAAUUAUUGGAGAAUGUGGAAUAAAAGAUCUUGGGAUUUCAUCUGCUGACCAACAAGAACUAAUCAACAAGGUACACAUUAUCUUCCAUGGGGCAGCAACUGUGAAUUUUGAUGAAAAUUUAAAAACUGCUUACGACAUUAAUGUAAAUGGAAUAAAAACCGUUAUUGAAAUAGCAAAGAAAAUGAAACAUUUAAAGUCGGUAGUUUUUGUUUCAACUGCAUACUCCAACUGCAUCCGAAACUCAAUAAUCGAAGAAAAAGUCUAUCAGUAUUCUUACGAUGAGCCCAUGGAAAAACUGGAAAAUAUGUCAAAAGAAACCGCUAUAGAAGUUAAAGAAAAAAUGAUGGGGGAAUGGCCCAACACUUACACCUAUACGAAAAGUUUGGCUGAAAUGUUGGUGGAAAAGGAGAAAGACAAUAUUCCAAUAGGAAUAUUUCGGCCUAGUAUUAUUACUUCAUCCUACAAAGAACCAAUACCUGCAUGGAUCGAUAACGUCUAUGCAAUAAAUGGUAUAAGCUUAGGACUAUUGACCGGUUUUCUGCGUGUUUAUCCUGGAAGGUCGGAUAUUUACGUUGAUAUAAUUCCUAUUGAUAUGUGUGUAUCUGCUAUGAUUGCGUGUGCAAUGGAAAUUGGACAAAAUCAUAAAAAAUCUGAUAAGAUUCUCGUUUACAACUACACAUCAAGACUUCAGAACCCAGUAACCUAUGGACUCUUUGAAUAUUUAAACCUGAAUUUCGGGGUGCCCACUAUAAAAGCGAUCUGGAAACCUUGUGGAAUCUUUUGUGCUGAUAAAAAACUCAGCCGUAUUUUGUCCUUUUUUUUGGAAAUAAUUCCUGCUGUUUUUCUGGAUGGAGCUGCCCUUGCCACUGGAAACAAGCCACAGUUAUUAAGUUUAUAUUCUAAAGUGCUUAAGUUGGGCGAUAAAGUGAAAUUCUUCGGCGAAAGAGAUUGGGAAUUCGAUAAUGAAAAUGUUCAAAAUUUAUGGCUAAAUUUAAACAAAAAUGAUCAGAAAUUAUUUCCGUUUAAUAUCGCUUCCAUAUCAUGGGUGCUUUUUUCGAAAAAUUACAGUUUGGGACUUAGGAGGUAUGUUUUAAAAGAAGAUGAUUCAACGUUGGAGAAGGCUUGGAAGAAACAUAACAGGCUUACGUGGAUGCAUCUGACUUUACAAUGUUUAGCAGCCUUUUUGUUAUCCGUCGCUUUAUAUUUGCUGCUGUCCAAGAUGCACAAUUUAGUUUUUAAUUAGUUCAUUUUAUAUUUGGGCAUUCUGUACCAUGUAAAAUUCUAAUCUUUGUUUCUUUAACUUAAAGCUGUAAAAACCAAUAAAGAAAUAAGGGCCUAUAGAAAUUUUACUCCAAA
This is a messenger RNA of Anthonomus grandis grandis, 1768 nucleotides long. Its product is annotated as fatty acyl-CoA reductase wat-like. The transcript has 10 exons. The coding region runs from base 171 to 1655 and encodes 494 amino acids. Gene Ontology annotation, biological process: long-chain fatty-acyl-CoA metabolic process. Gene Ontology annotation, cellular component: peroxisome. Gene Ontology annotation, molecular function: alcohol-forming very long-chain fatty acyl-CoA reductase (NADP+) activity. Lineage: Eukaryota; Metazoa; Arthropoda; Insecta; Coleoptera; Curculionidae. The record is from RefSeq and is a predicted model, not a curated record.